AUGGCUAAUUCCAAGCCUCGUGCUAGUUACGAUGAAGUGAAGAGAGAUGUCGAGGAGUCUGCUACUCACGGACAGCGCAUGUUGGACGCACUGCAAGAGGAGGACAUCAAGCCUUUCCGGAAAAGUUUCUUGCGUCUGUAUGCGUGCAUCUUUGUCGCAUAUCUCUGCUCAGCCACCAACGGGUUUGAUUCUAACACAUUUGGAGGCCUCUCGGCAAUGAUUACUUUCACUGAUUACUUUGGCAUCAAUACUAGCAACCAAGGCCUUGUGGCGGCUCUAUAUGUCAUUGGCAAUAUCAGCGGCUCAUUAGUUGCAGGACCCUGCGCAGAUAUAUGGGGCCGGCGCAUGGGUAUGGCCAUUGGGUCUGCUAUUUGUGUUAUUGGAGCAGCUGUCCAGGCCGCUGGCCAAAACCUAGACAUGCUUAUGGGAGGCCGCUUUAUCCUAGGACUAGGAGCUGGCAUUCUUCAAAGCGCUGGCCCGGCAUAUGUGGUUGAAAUGUCGUAUCCCAAGUACCGAGGGCAGCUGACUGGAGGAUUCCAGGCUUGCUUCUUUCUUGGAACUAUUGUGUCAACCUUCUUAGAGUACGGCCUAAGCUUUCACAAAAAUAUCGGAUCAGCUGUUUGGAGAUUACCGCUUGCUGUUCAGGGCGCUCCAUCGGUUCUAGUGCUCUUUCUCGUUUGGUUCAUUCCUGAAAGCCCUCGUUGGUACAUUGCCAAUGAUCAAAUGGACAAAGCCCGCCAAAUCCUCAUUGAGUACCACGGCGAUGGGAAUCCAUCUUCAAUGGUGGUUGCACUGGAACUAGAGGAGAUGCAACAAGUCAUUAGCCACGAUGGGACCGAUAAGAGAUUCUGGGAUAUUCGCGGUCUUUUCAAUACUCGGGCAGCGUGUUAUAGAACAUUUCUCGUCACCUGCAUGGCAUGGUUUGGUCAACUGGAUCUUCCACCUACCAGCUACUAUUUUCCGUUAAUGGGUAUGAUAUUCGCGUUCCACAUCUCAGAUCACUGCUAA
This is a messenger RNA of Penicillium lagena, 1008 nucleotides long. RefSeq lists its product as uncharacterized. The transcript is spliced from 3 exons. Gene Ontology annotation, cellular component: membrane. Lineage: Eukaryota; Fungi; Ascomycota; Eurotiomycetes; Eurotiales; Aspergillaceae. The record is from RefSeq and is a predicted model, not a curated record. Gene Ontology annotation, biological process: transmembrane transport; carbohydrate transport. Gene Ontology annotation, molecular function: carbohydrate:proton symporter activity. Bases 1 to 1008 code for a protein of 335 amino acids.